Molecule: messenger RNA, 1621 nt
Organism: Paramuricea clavata
Lineage: Eukaryota; Metazoa; Cnidaria; Anthozoa; Malacalcyonacea; Plexauridae
Source: the annotation of a GenBank genome assembly
AUGGGCCCGGCUAUUACAGAGAAACUCGCUACCAUAAUCAAUAAGCGUUGGUCUGAAAAACUGAGCGAUCAAAAGCUGAAAGAAAAGCGGGAUCAAUACCCCCGCCCAGACAACUGUGACAGACUUGUGGCGCCACGCAUUAACCCAGAAAUCUGGGCGAGAAUAGACCACACUGCAAAACAGUUGGACCUUCGCGCCAGCACAAACCAAUCUAAUCUGGCCAAAGCAGGAGUUGUCCUGGCAAAAUCAACCGACAAACUUCUGUCACUUUAUCAAAAAGACUCGAAGCCCGAGUACCGAGAGCUUAUCACACUCAACACAGACGCCCUUGCUCUACUGGGACACGCGUUGUGUGAAAUGUCACAACGAAGGCGGGAAACGCUAAAACCGCAUCUUAACAAAGAAUACACGACCCUUUGCGCCUCGCAUGUUCCAGUUACAUCUCUCCUAUUUGGGGAUGACCUACAGGGUCAACUAAUAAAUAUACGAGCUACAAAUAAAGUUAGCAACACAAUCAGUGAUGCGAGAAAACAAUACAAAAAUACACAACAAUGGCGACCACGAUCAGAUUACGACAAUACGCAAUCCCAGUUGCAAUAUCAAUCCUCUCAGCUCUUUACAGGUGAGUAACCUCGCCUUAAACAUUUAUACAAAUCUGAAAUCAUAUUUUCAGACCAAAAUUGUGCAUUUUAAGAGUGGUCAAAUAUCAAAACACAUUGCCAAAUGGCAUGAGAUUACCUCUGACCCAGAGGUUCUAGGUUCGUGGACUUCACAUUGAAUUCUCGAUCGAACCUUAUCAAUGACAAAGGGUAUAAUAAAAAAAUCACAACAUGAGCCGGGAGAGUAUAUCUCCCCCAUAUUUCUAAAGGAGAAAAAAGAUGGAUCAUACAGAAUGAUCCUCAAGCGACCAAAUGCUCAUGUUCAAUACCAUCAUUUCAAAAUGGAGUCAAUUCAGUCAGCCAUUAGACUGCUGACACCAAACUGUUUUAUGGCAUCAUCGAUCUGAAAGAUGCGUACUAUACUGUGUCCCAAUAGCGAGCUUCCACCACAAAUAUCUAAAAUUUGAGUAGUAUGGGUCACUGUACCAGUUUACUUGCUUCACCAAUGGCCUAGUAGCCCACGCAAGUUCACAAAACUAAUGAAGCCAGUACUUUGUUACCUCAGGAAAUUGGGUCACCAAUCCUCCCUUUACAUUGAUGACUCAUUACGAACAGGUCAAACCUAUGAUGACUGUGCAGCUAAUGUGAUUGACACAACACAGCUCAUAGACAACUUGGGGUUUAUAGCUCACCCUGACAAAUCUGUUUUCAUCCCCACUCAUGAAUUAGACUAUCUUGGUUUCACACUAAACUCCAAAACUAUGCAGGUGACUAUAACACCUGGAAAGAAGUUGAAUCUCAUAGAAACAUGUAAGGAACUCCUUACGAAAGAAUACCCUACUAUCCGUGAGGUUGCUAGGGUAAUAGGCUUGCUCAUCUCAAACUUCCCAGGUGUUGCAAUGGGACCACUACAUUACAGACUUUCUGAAGCUGACAAUGCAGCACUUGAACAUAACAAAGGAAAGUUUGAUGCCACUGCGCACCCUCGGCUGAAGCCAAGGAAGAACUUGUGUGGUGGAUAA